Messenger RNA from Manis pentadactyla (Chinese pangolin), 2141 nucleotides. RefSeq names its product ADAM like decysin 1 (gene ADAMDEC1). The record is from RefSeq and is a predicted model, not a curated record. Gene Ontology annotation, molecular function: metalloendopeptidase activity. Lineage: Eukaryota; Metazoa; Chordata; Mammalia; Pholidota; Manidae. The transcript has 14 exons. Bases 104 to 1477 code for a protein of 457 amino acids. Gene Ontology annotation, biological process: proteolysis.
UUCCCCUUAUUUUAAAGAGAAGUCAGGGGAGAUAAAAGUGGGUGGCGGGGGAGACCACAUCUCCACGGCGUGUGAGACUUCUCGGCUACGUGCUGUAGCCAGCAUGCCUUUGUUCCUGCUUUCCAUCCUAUGUCUCAUCACCCAAACUCAAGCAACAGCCAUAAAACAAACACCAGAAUUAGAGCUCUAUGAAGUAGUUCGUCCUAAAAAACUACACAUUUUACACAAAAGAGAGAUACAGAGCAACCAGACGGAGAAGCAUGGCAAAGAGGAAAGAUAUGAACCUGAACUUCAGUAUCAAAUUAUAUUAAAAGGAGAAGAAAUCAUCCUUUGUCUACAGAAAAACAGGCAUAUCGGGCCUGAUUACACUGAAACAUAUUACUCACACAAAGGAGAAGAAAUCACUACAAGCCCGCAGAAUAUGGAACACUGCUACUAUAAAGGACACAUCCUAAAUGAAAAGGAUUCUGUUGCCAGCAUUAGUACCUGCAAGGGGUUGAGGGGAUACUUCACUCAUCAUGGUCAGAGAUAUAUGAUAAAGCCUCUGAAAAGUAUAGACCAAGAAGAUCAUGCCGUCCUCACCCAUAACCAGGAGGAGCUAGAAACAGCUGAUCGCAGUUGUGGUGUAAGAAAUGUUGGCAGGAAACAAGGACUUCUUCGAGCCUCUAGGUCACUCAACAACCCAGAGCAAGAACGCUUUCUUCGGGCUAAGAAGUACAUUGAUCUCUUUUUGGUGCUGGAUAAUGCCUUUUAUAAUAUCUCUAAGGGAAAUCUAACUUUGAUAAGAAGCUUUGUGUUUGAUGUGGUGAACCUACUCAAUGUGAUUUAUAACACCAUAGAUAUUCAAGUGGCCUUGGUAGGUAUGGAAAUCUGGUCUGACGGUGAUAAGAUAGCGGUGGUACCCCAAACAGGCGUUACCUUUAACAACUUUCUGAGUUGGCAUCGUUCUAACCUGCGGAAAAUGAGGAGCCAUGAUCAUGCUCAGCUACUCAGUGGAAUCGGCUUCAACAACCGACACGUAGGAAUGGCGGCCUCAAACUCCUUGUGUUCUCCAUCUUCCGUUGCUGUUAUUGAGGCUAAUAAAAAAAAUAACGUGGCUCUUGUAGGAGUGAUGUCCCAUGAGCUGGGUCAUGUCCUUGGCAUGCCUGAUGUUCCAUAUUACACCAAAUGUCCCUCCGGGAGCUGUGUGAUGAAUCAGUAUCUGAGUUCAAGAUUUCCAAAGGAUUUCAGUGUAUCUUGCCGCUUCCAUUUUGAAAAAUAUAUUUUAUCUCAAAAACCAAAGUGCCUUCUGCAAGCACCAAUUCCUAAAAAUAUAAUAACAAAACCAGUGUGUGGGAACCAACUUCUGGAAGUAGGAGAAGACUGUGAUUGCGGCUCCCCUAAGAAAUGUACCAACCCUUGCUGUGAUGCCGCUACCUGUAAAUUAAGAUCCGAAACCGAGUGUGGAGAAGACACUCUGAACCAUACCACACAAUGAAUCUGAACAUCUACUUCAUUGAAAUGCUAAUUGCCAGGCCAAGAAUCAAGAAAUCUAAAUAUGCCAGGAAACUUGUGUAUUUUCAUGGUUGUACUUAAAUAUAUUUUGCUUUUCACUUGUCAUUAUACUUCCUGUAUUUUUACCAGUCUAACCAAUGGGUAAAUAGAUGUACUCGGAGAAGUUGCCUGUUUUCUAAGACCUAAUCUUUAGUGUAUUUUUAACGAUUGCUUAGCUCUGCACUUUGAAGAACAAGAGAAAUUAGCCUUUGAUCAAAACAGGUCAAAAUGCAGCACUGAACUAUUCAGGCUCCAUUCAGAAUUGUAAAUUUAUGAGUAACCUGUAAUUUAACCCCCUUUAAUUCUACCCCUAUAGCCUGUGAAAUAAGACCACUUAAUGAGCCUUUGGAAGGAAGAAAGGAGAGCAGAAUUCAUGUCAUUUAUUACUCUUCAGGAUCCCACCUGGGUCGUAGAGAUGAGACAUUUUUCUAUAUCAUAUCAAAAUUAAUUAAAUACACACAUUUGUCAUUAUACCAUCACAUAUAAGGUUAAUUAUGAGAAGUCUGCAUUGCUUACAUUUUAGUUUAGUUACCAAGAAAAAUGCUUCAUUUAUCCAUUGAUUUAAUGAACCUUAAUGUCAGUGAAUAAAGACACAACUUUUUGAGGUC